This is a messenger RNA of Chenopodium quinoa (quinoa), 3070 nucleotides long. Its product is annotated as hydroxyproline O-galactosyltransferase GALT6-like. The transcript is spliced from 7 exons. Gene Ontology annotation, cellular component: Golgi membrane. Gene Ontology annotation, molecular function: carbohydrate binding; galactosyltransferase activity. The record is from RefSeq and is a predicted model, not a curated record. The coding region runs from base 515 to 2524 and encodes 669 amino acids. Lineage: Eukaryota; Viridiplantae; Streptophyta; Magnoliopsida; Caryophyllales; Amaranthaceae.
GUACACCCACCAAUAUCAGAUUCUCUCCUGAAAGUUAGAGAGAGAAAGUGCAGAGAAGAAGAAGAGAGAGAAAAAUAGCUGUUGAGGAAGUCGGUCGGUUCAUCUCCUUCACUCUCUUUCUCUUCUCCAUUUGUUCCUCUUUCUCUCUCUAAAUUCUCUUGCAUUUUUUCGUCGUUCUCUCUCUCUAAACCCCCUUUGGAAACGCGUUUCUUUCCUUUUCUGUGUUCUUGUUGAUGACCUAACUCAACUCUCUUUCUCUCUAGAGCUUUCUCUAUCUAGAAAAAGCAGUUACUUCUCCCUUAAUUCUCAAUAACUCCCACUUAAUUCUCACCUCGAGGAUUAAAGGGGUUUCAGAUUUCAUCCCCAAUUCCAAAACCCAUAUCUUAAUUUCUCCAGAAAAUCCCCAAUUUUUCUGGGGUUUUUUUAUUUGUAAUUUUGAUUUUUUAGAGUUAGGGUUUUUUUUGUUCUUAAUUUGUAGUUGAAAAGUUCAAUUUUGGGGGAAAUUAGUGUAGUUAUGAAGAGGGGAGGAGGAAAACUAGAGACAUACUUGGGAGUAACACGAACUCGAUCGGUUCAAAUUCUGGCAUUACUGGGUUUACUGUACAUGAUCUUCAUGACAUUUGAGGUACCCUUUGUUUUUAAAAGCGUUUCACAGGAUACUUCUGGCGUUUCAUUCCAAAACGAUGCGUUUGUGAGACCUCAGCAGCUUGAUAGUGAGGAAGAAUUGCAGGAGAAAGAAGCUCCGAUCCGACCGUUGAAAGAGCCGUUAAGGGCUUCAUCAGUUUCUCCGAAACCUCAGCGUCAAAUGAGGGAGUAUAAAACACUUUCUGGGUUGAUUUUUGAUUGGAGAGCUUUAGAUAGCACUGAAAAGGAUGGAUUUUCUGGGUUGCAUAAAUCUGCAAUAACUGCAUUUCAGUUGGGGGAGAAGCUUUGGGAGGAUCUCAAGUCAGGGAAGAUAAGAAUCGAUGUCGAAAAGGCGGCGGAGAAUCGGACCGAGACAUCGUGCCCGAACUCGGUUUCGCUAUCUGGAGAUGAAUUUACAAAGAAAGGAAAGGUAAUGGUAUUGCCCUGUGGGUUGACAUUGGGGUCUCACAUUACUCUGGUGGGUAAACCAAGGAUAGCUCAUGCUGAACAUGAUCCAAAGAUAUCAAUGUUGAAAGAUGGUGAUCAAAGUUUGAUGGUUUCACAAUUUAUGUUGGAAUUAAUUGGGUUGAAAACUGUUGAUGGCGAAGACCCACCAAGGGUUUUGCAUUAUAAUCCUAGGUUGAAAGGGGAUUGGAGUGGAAAACCUGUAAUUGAGCAGAAUACAUGUUAUAGACAGCAAUGGGGAACUUCUGUUCGUUGUGAAGGGUGGAAAUCUAGGCCUGAUGAGGAGACUGUUGAUGGGCUGAUUAAGUGUGAGAAAUGGAUCCGUGAUGAUGAUAGUAAUACUGAAGAAUCCAGGGCAACAUGGUGGUUUAGUCGGCUGUUGAGCAGGCCAAAGAAGGUGACAGUAGAUUGGCCAUUUCCUUUUGCUGAGGAUAAGCUGUUUGUUAUGACUGUUAGUGCUGGUUUGGAAGGUUAUCAUGUCAAUGUGGAUGGGAGGCAUGUCACAUCCUUUCCUUACCGAACGGGCUUUUCACUGGAAGAUGCAACUGGGCUGACAUUGAAAGGAGACAUUGAUGUUCAUUCUGUAUUUGCUGCUUCUUUGCCAUCAUCACAUCCUAGUUAUGCUCCACAGAGACACCUUGAGUUCUCUGAUAGAUGGCAAGCUCCACCUCUCCCUAGCGGCCCUGUGGAGCUUUUCAUUGGCAUUCUUUCUGCAGGCAACCAUUUCGCCGAAAGGAUGGCUGUGAGAAAAUCUUGGAUGCAACAUAGGUUAAUUAAAAAUUCCAAAGUGGUGGCCCGAUUUUUUGUAGCAUUGCAUGGAAGGAAGGAAGUGAACGUGGAGUUGAAGAAAGAGGCGGAGUUUUUUGGUGACAUUGUUAUUGUACCUUACAUGGAUAGCUAUGACCUUGUUGUUGUGAAAACUGUAGCAAUUUGUGAAUAUGGGGUACGCACUGUCGCUGCAAAGCACAUUAUGAAGUGUGAUGAUGAUACCUUUGUUCGGGUUGAUGCGGUUAUUAAGGAAGCAAACAAGAUCCCCGAGGGUAGCAGCUUGUAUGUGGGUAACAUCAACUACUAUCACAAGCCUUUGCGCAGCGGUAAAUGGUCUGUCACAUAUGAGGAGUGGCCUGAGGAAGAUUAUCCACCUUAUGCCAACGGACCAGGUUACAUUUUGUCAUCAGAUGUCGCAAACUUCAUUGUUUCCGAGUUUGAGAAACAUAAAUUAAGGUUGUUUAAGAUGGAAGAUGUGAGUGUUGGAAUGUGGGUGGAAAAUUUCAACAGCACAAAACCAGUGGAAUACGUUCACAGCCUCAAGUUCUGUCAGUUUGGAUGUAUAGAAGAUUAUUACACUGCUCAUUACCAAUCUCCGAAACAGAUGAUCUGUCUAUGGAACAAGUUGCAACAGCUAGGCCGCCCAGUUUGCUGUAACAUGAGAUGAUAGUUAGUGAAUUACAGGGAAGCCAGCGCUGCCCUGUUCGCUGAUCGUCGAAUAGCUAGCAAAUUUUUGAAGCCAAAUAUCAGUUCCCCUUUUUUGUAAAUUCUGCAAAAGGUCCUUUUUUAGGUUGUUCUCUAGGACCAUAUAGGUGUCUAGUUCCAGAUUCAUUCAUUAUUUUCACCCACUUUCCUCCUUUCCUUUCUCUUACCAUUAUUCUAGUUUUUGUACCUUGGUCGAGUCGAGCCGUGAUGAUGAUGAGAAAUAUGCACCCCUGGUGAACAGCCUUAUCCAGUUGGAAGGUUUUGUAAUCUAAUGUAGAGAAAAAAACAGUACAUGGAAAUGAAUCCUCAACUUUCCAGAUACUGAUCAGGUGUAUAUCUAUAAAUUAUGAUUGGAUAUGGAACCAUUCUAUGGUUAUUAAAUUAGAAGCUACUCUUUCACAUUAUCUUUUAAUUUUCCACUCAAUUUGGCUAAGUGGGAAAGGCCAUGUGAGGAAGUUAGUUGCUUAUAUGGCAAAAUUGGUAACCACCAAUAUUAUUCUUUUAAUCA